Messenger RNA from Canis lupus familiaris (dog), 2300 nucleotides. RefSeq names its product limb development membrane protein 1 like (gene LMBR1L). The record is from RefSeq and is a predicted model, not a curated record. The transcript has 17 exons. NCBI's taxonomy places the organism in Eukaryota, Metazoa, Chordata, Mammalia, Carnivora, Canidae. Gene Ontology annotation, molecular function: transmembrane signaling receptor activity. Gene Ontology annotation, biological process: receptor-mediated endocytosis; signal transduction. The coding region runs from base 301 to 1770 and encodes 489 amino acids.
CCUGCGCUUCCUCGUAGCCAGCUUGUUGCAGGGUGUUUGCGUUGAAGUUGACUGAGACCGGACCUUAAAGGGGAGGGAGCAGGACGCGGGGCCGCGGCCCUUUAAAUCGAGGCGCGUGGUGCCUGCCCCUUUAAGGCGUCCGGACGGCUGAAUCUGAGCUCCCGAUUACCCCGAGUUUCCGUCGCAGGCAGCGGGGAAAGGCUCCUCGGCUGGGUCCGGGUGCUUGGCGGCGGCGGCUUCCUCCGCGCUCGUCCUCCCCGGGCCCGGAGACACCCCCGCCCCAGUCAUGCUGAGCAGAGUAUGGAAGCAGCUGACUACGAAGUGCUGUCCGUGCGGGAGCAGCUAUUCCACGAGAGGGUUCGCGAGUGCAUUAUCUCAACACUUCUGUUUGCGACACUCUACAUCCUCUGCCACAUUGCCCUGACGCACUUCAAGAAGCCUGCUGAGUUCACCACAGUGGAUGAUGAAGAUGCUACAGUCAACAAGAUUGCGCUUGAGCUCUGUACCUUUACCCUGGCUGUCGCCCUGGGUGCUGUCCUGCUCCUGCCCUUCUCCAUUAUCAGCAACGAGGUGCUGCUCUCACUGCCCCGGAACUACUAUAUCCAGUGGCUCAAUGGCUCCCUCAUCCAUGGCCUCUGGAACCUUGUGUUUCUCUUCUCCAACCUGUCCCUCAUCUUCCUCAUGCCCUUUGCAUACUUCUUCACUGAGUCCGAGGGCUUUGCUGGCUCCAGAAAGGGUGUCCUGGGCCGGGUCUAUGAGACGGUGGUGAUGUUGAUGCUGCUCACCCUGCUGGUGCUGGGCAUGGUAUGGGUGGCAUCAGCCAUUGUGGACAACAACAAGGCCAGCCGGGAGUCACUCUAUGAUUUCUGGGAGUACUACCUCCCCUACCUCUACUCCUGUAUCUCCUUUCUUGGGGUCCUGCUGCUCCUGGUGUGUACUCCACUAGGUCUGGCCCGCAUGUUCUCAGUCACCGGGAAGCUACUGGUCAAGCCUCGGUUGCUAGAAGACCUGGAGGAGCAGUUGUAUUGCUCAGCCUUUGAGGAGGCAGCUUUAACCCGCAGGAUUUGCAAUCCCACCUCUUGCUGGCUGCAUUUGGAUAUGGAGCUGCUGCACAGACAGGUCCUGGCUCUGCAGACACAGAGAGUCCUGCUGGAGAAACGACGGAAGGCUUCAGCCUGGCAGCGGAACCUGGGCUACCCCCUGGCCAUGUUGUGCUUGCUGGUACUGACGGGCCUCUCUGUGCUCAUUGUGGCCAUCCACAUCCUGGAGCUGCUCAUCGAUGAGGCUGCCAUGCCGCGGGGCAUGCAGGAUGCCUCCCUGGGCCAAGUCUCCUUCUCCAAGCUGGGUUCCUUUGGUGCCGUCAUUCAGGUUGUACUCAUCUUUUACCUGAUGAUAUCCUCAGUUGUGGGAUUCUACAGCUCUCCAUUCUUCCGGAGCCUGCGGCCCAGAUGGCAUGACACAGCUAUGACACAGAUAAUUGGGAACUGUGUCUGUCUCCUGGUCCUAAGCUCAGCACUUCCGGUCUUUUCUCGAACCCUGGGGCUCACUGACUUUGACCUGCUGGGUGACUUUGGACGCUUCAACUGGCUGGGCAAUUUCUACAUCGUGUUCCUCUACAACGCAGCCUUCGCGGGCCUCACCACUCUCUGUCUGGUGAAGACUUUUACCGCGGCUGUGCGGGCAGAGCUGAUCCGGGCCUUUGGGCUGGACAGAUUGCCGUUGCCUGUCUCCGGUUUUCCCCGGGCAUCUCGGAAGACCCAGCACCAGUGACUUCCAGCUGGGAGUGGGAGGGAGAAAACUGGACACUGCCAUCUGCUGCCCAGGCCUGGAGGGGCGCCCGGGGGUGGGUGGACCUCAGGACCUGGAAUCUGAGAGGGUGGUAGAGGGGAGCUGAGCUGUCUGCACUGUUGCAUAAUCUGAGCCAGAGUUUGGGACCAGGCUCCCCCGCUUUUCCAGAUAUAACUGUGGGCCUCAGUAUGGGGCAGGGCUGAGUGACUGGGUCUGGCUCCUGGUCCCAAAUCUGUUUACACAUCAAUCUGCCUCACUGCUGUUCAGGGCCAUGCCCGUAGCCAUGUUUACAUGAUUUGAUGUGCAAUAGGGUGGGGUGGGGACAGGGGAGAGACUGAGCUGGGAGCAGACUUGGGAGGCAGAUUGUCUCCCUUGCCUCUGGCCCAGCAGAACCUAAGCACUGUGCUAUCCUGGAGGGGCUUUGGACCAUCAGAGGGACAAGGGCAUAGGGAAGAAGCGACCACAACCAUGAGCAAUAAAGUUGAUCCCAGGGUUUGUUUUGGUUUUUUAAA